Aegilops tauschii subsp. strangulata is the source of this 1617-nucleotide messenger RNA. RefSeq names its product E3 ubiquitin-protein ligase SINA-like 10. The record is from RefSeq and is a predicted model, not a curated record. NCBI's taxonomy places the organism in Eukaryota, Viridiplantae, Streptophyta, Magnoliopsida, Poales, Poaceae. Gene Ontology annotation, molecular function: zinc ion binding.
UUUAAAAAAUGUAAAACGUGUCUGUAAAAGAAUUUGGAUGUACACGAAAAAUAUUGAAUGUGUACUAAAAAGAGUUAACAUCUGUUGAACAAAAGGGAAAACCGAUGGAAAUCGACAAAAAACAAUGAAAUCCUAUAAAAACUAAAAAGAAAAACAAAGAAAAUGAUAAAUCGAAACGAUGUAAAAGAAUCGAAAGCGAAGGAAACGAUGAAAAUGGACAAAAGAUGGAAUCGUCGGAGGAAUCGUUGGAGCAUCGACAUGUUCAGCUCGAAAGAAAGCAAGGAAAACAGACUUGUGCACGCAGAGUUCCAAAAGGAAGAGAGGAAAAUUCUGCAGGCCGCAGUGCCUCCUCUACCACUCCUGCUUCACGUGCCUAGUGCCACCCACCAAUGCCUUGCGCAUUUCAUUCAGGGAAAAGGCUCGGAGUCUUACUCCAUCAGGACCAGGCUCAGUUCGGGAAAACACACUGUCCUGAGUUCGGGAAACCAAGCUUGUCUGAUCUGAGCUUAUGGACCAAAACAAGAUGGAGGAGGCCCACGGGAGCGCGAAGAAGGCGAGGCUGGAGCUACCCGACGGCCAUGUGAAGCAGGAGGUCGGCGUGCAUCAUGCGGUCGGAGGAGGAGACGACGGAGGAGCAAUCGUUGCUGCGGAGGCGGGGCACGUCUCGAGAGUGGAGCUCGCGGUGAAGAUCGACAUGAGCGUGCUUCAGUGCCCGCUCUGCACCCUCCCCUUCAAGCCUCCCGUCUUCCAGUGCAACAAAGGCGGGCACUUGGGCUGCGGCGGCUGCGUGGCCCUGCUGCCCGGCGGACAGUGCAAGACGUGCGAGGACGGCGGCGGGUUCUUCCACCCCUGCCCCGCGCUGGACGCCAUCGUGUCCUCGACCAAGGUCGAGUGCGCCCACGCCGGGUGCCAGACGUACGUGCCCUACCACGAGGCGGCCGACCACCGGAGCGCCUGCCCCCACGCGCUCUGCCACUGCGCGGAGACCGGCUGCGGCUUCGUCGGCGCGCCGCAGGCGCUCGCCGGCCACCUCGCCGACCUCCACUCGGUGCCGGUGCGCACCGUGCAGUACGGCCGGGUCAGCCAGGUCCCGGUGUCGGGGCCGCAGCAGCUGCUCGUCGGUGAGGAGGACGGCCGCGCGUUCCUCCUGACCGUGGGCGCGCUCGGGGCCGCCGCGGCCGCCGUGUCGGUGCUGUGCGUCAGGGCGAGUGCAUCCACGCAGCCCCGCUUCUCGUGCAAGAUGUGGGUGAACCUGCUGCAGCCGGCGAACGGCGGCAGGGCGGACAUGGCCCUGGUGGACAUGCAGGUGAGGAGCAGCACCACGCCCGGCGCCGUGGUCGCCGUGGACGAACCGACGUUCCUGGCGGUGCCGCGGAUGUACAUGGUUCCGGUGGCCGGGGAUGCGGCGUCCAUGGAGGUUCCCCUCAACAUCCGCAUCGACAAGAUCUCCCACUGAUCGAUAGGUGUAUCCCUUCUACUACCGGUAGUUCGUGCUCCAUGAUCUGGAGAUCCAGCUUAAACUGUCUGGGUGCUUUUAAUUGUGGAUUUAUCAGUGCAAUGUCAUCCGGAUAACCUGCAGUUGAAAUUUAAUGUGAGGCUAGAGUAGUUUGCAUGUUC